CUUAUUCGCCAGGUGGGGUAUUCCAGGAAUUAUUUAAUGACUUUUGGCCGCCUAAAUCGUACUUACCAAUGUGCACAUUGAGUUUCUCCCGUCGAACAAAAAAGUCCCUCUGGACUUUGAGUCUUUGCUAACAAGAUGUAAGUAAUUUCCUUAUUAAUUACCGUGGUAUUUAAUAACAAUAAAACAAAUCACAUUAUCGCAAUUUUAUAACUCGUUCAGGAAUCGAUUAUAUACGAGAUUAGUAAAUGAAAUAUUGAUUACUUAGGAAUAGACUCCUUUAGGCUAUCGUCGAUAAUAUUAUUAAGUGGUUGUUCGAUACUAGUUUUUAAAGUGUUCGGAACAUGAUUUUAAAUUCUUCAAGGCUACGUUUGUACUUGUUUGUAUAUUUUUUUAUUUUACUUGUAUUAGUAUUGUAUAACAUUUGUAAGGAGAAAGAGGAAGUUAAAUUACGGAAUAAACGCAAAGGCAAGUCAUGUCAUUUUCACAAGACAGAUAAGGAUGUGUUACCGUUGCUUCUAAGAAGUACCUCAUUUCCGCCUAAGUCUAUAUUCUUUCAUGAGACGACAUGCAGGGGUGGUCUCUCGUACCGCCAAGCGUGUGCUGUGGAAUCAGCAGCUUUAGCACAUCCGAACCACCAAAUCAACGUGCUUUUCACGUCUCCAGUCUUAAGAGAUUACUUCGAACAAAGUACAAUGAAGACUUUGUUAGAUAGUUAUAGCAACGUCCGGUUUCUGAGAGUGCACAUCAACAGCUACGUCGAGGGAACACCUCUGGGGCACGCGGUAAUCCAACUGACUGACGACCAACUGCAUGUGCAUAUUGCUAGAGUCAUGACAUAUUUAACUAUGUACAAGUACAGCGGGAUUUAUUUAGGUUUAGACGUCAUAGUGGGCAAGUCUCUAGCAGAGCUGUCCAAGAAUUGGGUAGUCAGAGAAACUCCAGAAACAUUAUCAACAGAUAUGUUCGCGUUUUCGGAAAAUCACGCUGGACGGAAGCUCGCUGAAAUAUCCAUAGGUUUCCUAUAUAGUGAGAUAUUAUUUAAUGAGGAGCAUGCCACAUGGAGUUACAGCGGGCCCAGUGUCCUGACGCGUGCUAUGCAGCUCUGGUGCACGACGGAUAAGAUCCAAGGCAUGUCACUGUCCUCGUGCGACGAUGUUGCAGUUUAUGGUCCAGAAUUAUUUUAUCCAGUAUCAUUUCACAACAGAUCGGAGUAUUUUCAUGAAGUUGACUGGAACAAGUGGAAGGACGAAAAUAUAUACACAUAUCACGUGUGGGAAUACUUUACAAAGUAUAAUCUUGUGACAGAAUUCUCACUUUACAGCAGACUUGCUGAGUAUUAUUGCCCGACAAUUUUUACCACUUAUUUUGGUGGCAUUAUGCUUAAACAGGAGUUUAAUAAUUUCAAUAAAAAUAAUAGGGUAAAAACCUAAUACACUACGCUAUUAUAAAUAA
Trichoplusia ni (cabbage looper) is the source of this 1452-nucleotide messenger RNA. Its product is annotated as lactosylceramide 4-alpha-galactosyltransferase-like. Gene Ontology annotation, biological process: glycosphingolipid biosynthetic process. Gene Ontology annotation, molecular function: hexosyltransferase activity. The record is from RefSeq and is a predicted model, not a curated record. The transcript has 3 exons. The coding region runs from base 342 to 1430 and encodes 362 amino acids. NCBI's taxonomy places the organism in Eukaryota, Metazoa, Arthropoda, Insecta, Lepidoptera, Noctuidae.